AUGGGAAGCAUAACAAGGAGACGCAAAAGGAAAUUGCUGCUGCCGCUGCUGUUGACUACUGCCGCUGCGCUUUGGCUGCUCCUUGUGUAUUUCACGCUGUGGAUGGUGGAGCGGCGGGUGGUAUCUACUCCGGCGACGCCGGCGUUGGUGGCAGUGGCUGUCAAGGAGGCAACAGCAGUCGUUGUCAACGGACCCACCUCGGUAAAUAAUCAGCCCUGGGCGUCGAUACUAACGAAUUUGAUGGCGUUAGGAUACGAGCGAGAAGCACAGUUUGAUUUGAAUUACCGCAGUGCAUGGCGUUGGCCAAACGGGUCAUGUCCAAUGGCCGCAGCAGGCAUCCUGCCGCUCGUGGCGCAAAGCCGGCACGCCCCCAUCGCCUAUCUCACAUUCAUCUCCAAUGAGAAGUUUGUGGAUGGGGCCUUGGUGCUUGGCGCGUCACUGCGCAACACCUCCCGCUUUCUUCAGCACGGCGUGGCGGACUUAGUUGUCAUGGCCACCGUCAGCCGCAUCAGCGAGGCGUCGAGAAGACGCCUGCUUAACGAAGGAGGAUACACGCAUGUGUUUGAGGUCCCCUCGCUGGCCCAACGCGUUCACGCGACUUCGGGCCUCUUUCGCGACACACUUGACAAGAUAUACAUGUUUAACCUUACCAUGUAUGAGAAGCUUGUAUAUAUGGAUGCCGACAUGAUUGCGAUACGCAGCAUGGAUAGUCUUUUUUCAAGGCCCAGAGUGCGGGGGCCGGACUACGUGGCGGCGGUGGGUGGCAAAGGCUACUUUCAGACCGGCAUGAUGAUUAUCAUUCCAACUCAAGAGAUGUUUAACUGCAUCUACGACCGGCUUAUUCGUGGAACGCCGCCAAAUGGACGUCGGUUUAUCGGUUCCUCAGCCCGUGAUGGGGCACUGCUGCGGGAUGUUUUUCAGACACACUUUCACCCGAUAAACCCAAUGUACAGCCGCAACCUUAAUCCCCGAUAUCGUGUGGACAUGAAAAUUCCAGGUGAGGGAACCGUCGUGGCUGUUCACCUGCGUGGCAUAAUAAAGCCAUGGUUUGACCGGCGGUUGCCAAACUUGCAAACUAAAUUGGGCAAGAAGGAGUUUGGCUUCACCUACCUGCAUUGGUGGACCCUGUAUGAGGAAAAAAUACACAAAAAGAGCGCCCACUACGUGAAGAUGCUGCAGAUGCAGUCGGAGGGACGUGCAUCGGGUUCCGAAGCCGUUGUAGUGGACGGCAUCGCGUUUGGGAUGGAUCGCACCGACGCGGAUGGUACGCCCGUCUCUCCCUUAACACACGUGUGGAUGCAGCGGUACUCCGAGGAUGCAUACACUCAGCUUCUCUCGUCUGAGGAGAAGCGGCGACGCAAUCGUACAAUGCCGUCCAUGCAAAAAAUUCCUAGUCCAACGUUUGGUCUUUCAUGCGAUGCCGUGUGUGCUCAACGGGGGCUGCGAUGUGUCUCUGAAGCGCUUUACUUCACCUCACUCAAUGACUGCGCGGAACUGCAGUCGGUGUUUGGAUGCAGGCGGUGCGAGCUGGGCGUCUACUGGCGGCAGCACCCCGGGAGUGACUUCCCCGCCCUGGAAGAGGUCUCGCAGGAGACGGAAAAUAAGAAGAGCCAAGGGCAUAGGCAGCACAGGAAUAACUCGACCAGCCUCGUGUGUCGGUAUAACUACUUGCACGAUGAGCGUGGGCUUCCCAACUGCACGGCUAGCCACUCGGCCACUCGUCGCUACUGCCCCUGCGUGCCCGUCUCAUGA
This is a messenger RNA of Trypanosoma rangeli, 1752 nucleotides long. RefSeq names its product putative glycosyl transferase. The transcript has a single exon. The coding region runs from base 1 to 1752 and encodes 583 amino acids. Gene Ontology annotation, molecular function: glycosyltransferase activity. The record is from RefSeq and is a predicted model, not a curated record. Lineage: Eukaryota; Euglenozoa; Kinetoplastea; Trypanosomatida; Trypanosomatidae.